GUAGAAAAUCCAACCAAUCUUCAACAACUGAUCAACAAUAUUGUGAGCCAAUUUCCCAGGUUUCUCGUGCCUAUUUUUGAGAGACAGCAUAUAAAAGCGGUGUGUUAAUUUGACCUGAUUGAGUUAUUGUUUUGUGGCUGUUACCUACGUCAUUGUCAUGGAUCAGUUUACAGGUGUUAGCUGAUAAUUUAGUGGUGUCUGUUAACGAGGACUAUCUAGAGGCAGGACAAGAAGUACACCUGAAUCCGGGUGAUGAGGUAGCUGUGAUCCCACCGAUCAGUGGAGGAUAGACAGGAUGGACCAUGUGGACAUAACUGAAGACAGGAUCAAUGCAGACGUUACUUCUAAACUUGUAUCUUCUCCAGCAUGUGGAGCCAUAUCUGUCUUCAUAGGUACGACAAGAGAUAACUUUGGCGGGAAGAAAGUCUUACGUUUGGAGUAUGAGGCCUAUAUUCCAAUGGCCAAGAAAAAGAUGAUGGAAAUUUGUCAUCAGAUACGUGAUAAGUGGGACAUACACAAAAUAGCAAUGGUACACCGUAUUGGUGUUGUACCAGUGGAAGAGGCUAGCAUUAUAAUAGCUGUGUCAUCACCACACAGGAAAGAAAGUCUAGAAGCAGUCAGCUUUGCUAUUGAUACAGUCAAAGCAGUGGUACCUAUAUGGAAAAAGGAGAUAUAUGGUGAUGAAAGCUCAGCCUGGAAGGAAAACAAAGAGUGUGCAUGGACUUCUUGAUAACAUCAGGGUUGUAGUGGAUCAAGGUGUUAAACAUAAAACCCUGAUUAUGUAUUAUUAAUCAGAUAUUGUUAAUCAGAUAUUAAAUCUAAUUAAGUGAGAACAAGACAUUGAUUAUUCAAACUGUGAUAAGUGUCAAUCAGAGGUAAGAGAACUUGACAAGAUUAUUUUUAAUCGUAACAGAACAUAUCAAAACCUAAAAAAAACACAUAGGGAAAGGCGAAGGACUGCAUGUGUACGAAGGCCCAUAACUCUUACACAAAAAAUUGAUUUAAAAUUACAGGUCUCCAAGAAAGGCAUGACAAGCAAUUUAACCAGAGGUGGAGAUAAUUUCUACUUGUACAGCAUUCUGUCUCUGAAGUGGACAGACAAUAUCAGAGUUGCUUUUAUUCCGAUUACAGGAAUACAUAUUAUACAACAGUACUCUUUAAUACAAUGCUGAUACAUUUCUUAUUUGACAUCAUUCCAUGCUUUAAUCAUGUAUUCUGUACUUCAUAUUUUUAGUACUUGAAUUCAGUUGUCAAUCCAGGUUGCUUGCAUGAACAUGCAGACCCCUAAGACUUGUCACUUGGGAAUAACUCCAUUCUCAUGAUAUCUGUUGUCAUUCAACAACCACGGUAACCAACUUUUGUGUACAUUGUCACUUAUCACAUCCAUAGGUGUUUGCGGGAUUAAAUAUUUGGUGUCCCAAGUAUGAUCUAAAAUGUUUACAUUUUUAAUCGGGAUGCCUCCGAUGUGUAAUAGUAAUAACCACUAUCCAAGUAAUCCAAGUAACUGAUCACAAAAGUAGUAAAUCAUACCUACUGUGUGGCAUUCAAAUUCUAUGAUUCGUUCAUUUUUAACCAAUCAGAACAUUGCUGAACUAGCACACACGAUCUGUCGUAUUAUAUAAUUACAAAUAAGGCGUGAUUUCAAGUUAUUAACAAACUAACCUAUGAUUAUUUAAUAGUAUUUAACAUUGUUACUGGCAUGCAUUCAAUGUUUCCAAAUAAAACAUGGAAAAAUCAA
Molecule: messenger RNA, 1738 nt
Organism: Ylistrum balloti
Lineage: Eukaryota; Metazoa; Mollusca; Bivalvia; Pectinida; Pectinidae
Product: molybdopterin synthase catalytic subunit-like
Exons: 7
Coding region: 296-730 (144 amino acids)
Biological process (GO): Mo-molybdopterin cofactor biosynthetic process
Cellular component (GO): cytosol
Molecular function (GO): molybdopterin synthase activity
Source: RefSeq, a predicted model, not a curated record